Dendronephthya gigantea is the source of this 1596-nucleotide messenger RNA. RefSeq names its product argininosuccinate synthase-like. Gene Ontology annotation, molecular function: argininosuccinate synthase activity; ATP binding. The transcript has 17 exons. The record is from RefSeq and is a predicted model, not a curated record. The coding region runs from base 122 to 1360 and encodes 412 amino acids. NCBI's taxonomy places the organism in Eukaryota, Metazoa, Cnidaria, Anthozoa, Malacalcyonacea, Nephtheidae. Gene Ontology annotation, biological process: L-arginine biosynthetic process; urea cycle. Gene Ontology annotation, cellular component: cytoplasm.
UUCAUCUUCAAACAGACACAUGUACUUUCCACAAAAUCAUCUGGCGCCUUAAGAACAUUUUAAGCUGUGUAUUCCUUGCCUAUAUUCCUAGUUUCUUGCCUAUAUUCUUAGUUCUUCCGAGAUGCCGAAUAAAACUGUUGUCCUGGCGUAUAGUGGCGGACUCGACACUUCGUGUAUUUUAGUUUGGUUGAAAGAGCAAGGCUACGAUAUCAUUGCAUAUUUGGCAAACAUUGGUCAAGAUGAAGACUUCGAAGCAGCCAGAGCGAAAGCUACGAAUUUGGGUGCGAAAAAGGUGAUAAUUGAAGAUCUUCGAGAAAAUUUUGUCACAGAGUUUAUUUACCCAAUGAUUCAAGCUGACUCGAUUUACGAAGACCGUUAUCUUCUCGGAACAUCCAUUGCUCGCCCAUGCAUUGCUCGCGGUCAGGUGAAAGUUGCAUUAGAUGAAGGAGCGGAAUUUUUGUCUCAUGGAGCGACUGGAAAGGGUAAUGAUCAAAUUCGUUUUGAACUUUCCUAUUAUUCCCUCUUUCCAAAAGCAAAGGUUAUCGCUCCAUGGCGAAUGGAGGUUUUUAUCGAAAAAUUCAAGGGAAGAACUGAUUUGUUUGAAUAUGCCAAGAAAAAUGGGAUUCCUUUGCCAGUCACCCCAAAGAAUCCAUGGAGUACAGACGAAAAUUUGAUGCAUAUAAGCUAUGAAUCAGGAAUCCUAGAAAAUCCUAAGACUGAAGCUCCAAAAGAUAUUUGCAAAAGAACAACUCAUCCGGAAGACGCUCCUGAUAAGCCUGAACGAUUUGAGAUUGAAUUCAAAAAAGGUGUUCCGAUCCGUGUUCUCUGCCAUAGUGAUAAAAAGUCGUCGAACAAACCUUUAGAAAUGUAUCAACAACUCAAUGAAAUUGGUUCACGAAAUGGAGUUGGACGUAUAGAUAUCGUGGAAAAUCGCUUUGUUGGCAUGAAAUCUCGAGGUAUUUAUGAGACUCCUGCUGGAACAAUAUUGCGACAAGCUCACUUGGAUAUUGAGAACAUCACAAUGGACAAGGAAGUCAGAAAACUGAAGCAGUAUUUAUCUAACCAGUUCUCGCAAUUUAUUUACACCGGCUUUUGGUUCAGUCCUGAGGGUAACUUUGUGAGAGAGUGUUUGGCUAAAAGCCAGGAGAAUGUUGAAGGAAUCGUACAAAUGCAAGUUUAUAAAGGACACGUAUACAUCUUGGGUCGAGAAUCAAAGACUUCUCUUUACAACGAAGAACUUGUCAGUAUGGACGUGAUCAGCGACUACAACCCAGAAGACGCCGCAGGGUUCAUUAGAAUCAAUGCUCUUCGAUUGAGAGAAAAUACCAGACUUCGACAGAUGACAGAAAAGUUGAAAUAAGAAUUUUCACUUAUGAACUUGCAAUUGUACUGAGGAUUUUCUUUGCAUAGAGAUGUAUUUGAUUUAAUAUAGUUAAUUAGCAAUUUAGCAUAUGGUCUCAUCGUGCGCAUGCAGGACGUCGAAAAAAACCCAAAUAAUUUAUUUGAGUUUUUAGACCAUGUUUAAGAUAUAUGUUUAAACAAUGUGUAAAAUUUAGUGUAUUAUUUACUAUUCAAUAAUACUCGUAAUAUGCAGUU